AUGCGUACAUCUGUGAGACAUCUGUACAAUAUCUGCCAACGUGUUACUGGUGCACUGCUCUGGUAUGGUAGAGCCUUACUGGGAAUGAAAGUUCGCGGCAGAUAUGGUGGAACUGUGGACUAUCUUUUGGUAUAUCCAAUCAAAGCCGUAUCAACUGGACUGAAAGUGGAAGAGUGGGAGCUGGAUCAUUAUGGGCUCAAACACGACAGACAGUAUGUUAUAUGUAAGUACGACACGAUCAAGGAGUGUUACAUGCCAAUAUUACUCAAAGAAGUCCCUAAACUUUCAUCGGUCCAUGUAUCGCUUGGCGAUGGGAGCUUCAAGUUCGAAUACCAUAGCACGGCUACAGAUGAAAAGGCGGUGUUUUAUCUCCCAAUGAAUGUGACGGACGACUAUGUGGAACAGCACAGCUCUUUCGGAACUGAACUAAAGCCGAUCAGCUUGUGGCUGGCCACUCUACAGGGCUAUAUCUUGGAUAAAGCUCUGGAUCCCGAAUUUAUUGCCAGUAUGGGAUUACCCAAAGAGGCUGUACUGGUUUAUUCUCCGAACGGCAAAGCCUGCAAGGUGGGAGCGCCAAAGAACGUUGACAGAAAAACGCUAUUCCAUGAUUACUACCCGAUGCUCAUGACUUCUCAGGAGAGCUACGAAGAGGUCAAACGAAAUGCUGGGGAGAAGGGAAAGUACGUUCGAAUGGAAGCGUUCCGUCCGAACUUGGUUAUCAGAGAUGUUGACAAGCCUUUUGCAGAGGAUUUCUACCACAAAUUUGAUAUCGUGGGAAAGGAUUCGCGUAUUCGCUUCACUGGUGCAUUAAAGUGCAUUAGAUGUACCAUUCCCAACAUCGACGUUUCCAAUGGAACAAUGGACAAACAUGGCACCAUUAGUAAGACGAUGUCGAAAUAUAGACGCGUGGACGAAGCGAAUCCUUAUAAGAGCUGUUUUGGAAUGUACGUGAUCCAGCACGAAAAGAAUUUCGUCAUCAGAAAGGGAAACAAGUUGGACAUUCUACAGAAAAAGGCCAUGAAAAUGGAUGAAAACCCGUUCUAUUAA
Ogataea haglerorum is the source of this 1047-nucleotide messenger RNA. RefSeq lists its product as uncharacterized. The transcript has a single exon. The record is from RefSeq and is a predicted model, not a curated record. The coding region runs from base 1 to 1047 and encodes 348 amino acids. NCBI's taxonomy places the organism in Eukaryota, Fungi, Ascomycota, Pichiomycetes, Pichiales, Pichiaceae. Gene Ontology annotation, molecular function: pyridoxal phosphate binding; catalytic activity; molybdenum ion binding.